Molecule: messenger RNA, 3665 nt
Organism: Cornus florida
Lineage: Eukaryota; Viridiplantae; Streptophyta; Magnoliopsida; Cornales; Cornaceae
Exons: 4
Coding region: 154-3276 (1040 amino acids)
Source: RefSeq, a predicted model, not a curated record
UACUCUGAGAUUGGUGCUUGAUGUGCAUUGAAAUGCACAAAUAGAAGUCAUUGAGAUGGUAUCUGGGGCUAUGUUUCAGCACAUCGAGCAGGGCAACUUCUGGGGAACAAUAUCUAUGGAUAUUCAUCUUGUUUAAGUUGUGUCCGUGGUGACAUGAAUACAUCCAUAGUUAUAGAGCAACCAGCACAUAUUGCUUCACUAGAUGUCAAAUGUAAAGAGAAGUUAAAAAUUGCUGGAUCCUUUCGUUUAGCUGAUGAAACUUCUAAUGAUUCUUCUAUCCCGUUCGGCCUCAAAUGUCCCAGUGUGAACAGUGGAGCUCAUUCGAUUGCUGAUUCCCCAAGCAGAGAAAGGAUUGCACAAAGGAUCUCCCACAGGAAGAAAACAAAUAAAGGUAAGCCAACAAAAAUUUUCUAUUAUAAGGCCAUUUCUGAGACACGACCUGGCAGAUGUGAUCAAGAUUAUAGAGUGGCAUCUUAUCAGCCAUUCAAGGAAGAGAGAAACAUUGCUACUUUUAACCGUGAUAGAAACUUAAAAAGUUUUCCUUCAUCUGCCGUAGUCAGUUCCCUCUCUGCAUCUGGGAAUAUGGGUUACUUUUCUAAGGAUUCUAGUGCUCGUAAUGGCUGGAAAUGUUUUGAGUGUUCAUAUGAUGAGAUGUCUGAUAUUAGUGGGAGUCAUUUAUUGUCUGAUACUUGGAAUAAUCGUAUCUUUGAAAGUAGCAAAUGUUGCAAGGGCUUGAAUCGAAGUAAACAAUGGCUUGAAGAGCUAACCUGUAAUUGUUGUGCUGAAGAUCUGCAGGAAAAUCUUUAUUUAGGGCAGUCAUCUCAAUGCAAGUCGUGUGGUUCCAUUGAUAUCUUGUCUUGUGGGUUUGAAGAUUGCAGUAAUUGCAUAAAUGAAAAUACCAAAAUUAAAAGUAAGUGUUCUACUGCCACUAAUUUUCAUGCGGUUGCACCAGGUGACGACUUUAAAUCCAGUACUUUGACUUCACAAUGUGAAGCAGUACACAAGAGUCUGAAGAAUGUUUGUGAAGCAUGGAAUUAUGGUGAAAACAGAUUAAAUCCCUUUCAUAUGGGGAUGGAUUCUAGCUUGCGGCAGAAGAAACUUUGGCUCAAGCGUAACUCAAUUUCAAGUGAGAGAUGGUCACCUAGUCUGUUAGUAUCAUCUUCUGUACACAACAAUGCCCUUGAUGGAAUCAAAGAGAAAUUUAAGUAUAGAAAAGUACCAGGUAAUGUGCUGGUUGAACCCUCUCAUUUUGUUGCUCAUCAGAGGUUUAGUGAUAGUCUGUAUCCACAUGUCUCAAGGUCAAGUCAAGUGAGCAUUCGGCAAAUUUGGGAGUUUGAAAAAUUUAAUAGGAAAGCAAACCAUUUGGUUAAGAACAUGAACUACAACAAUUGCAAGAAAGGACUAGGAGAUUUUAAUGUAAACCUUUCGAGGCUUCGAAAUAAGCAAUUUUUUUCUCAGAAGGAACCAUUUGAAUGGAUCAACCACAAGAACUGUUAUGCUGCACAGGGAGCUAUUCACAAUAGCCAUAAUGUUAUGAGCAGCAGUUCACAUAGUUUACACACAUCUAUUGAUUCUUCUGUUCAUCUGUUUGAAAGAGCACAAGGCUUGACUAAAUCUAGUGUAACGGGGCAGGGUAUUUUAAAUUGGAUUCCACCACAGUACACUUGGAUGAAGAUUCCGAGGAUUGAACAUGUAGUUGGUAGGUCUCUGCUUGCUUCUGUAGAAUAUGAAACAAUGAAUUUUGAACGUUCAAUAUCUGGAUGUCCUUAUGAAAAUAUUGAGCGAAAUGUUAAUUCUCAAAUGAUUCAGAGGAAGUGGGUACCUGUGCGAAGAAAGGAGCCUGGAAUGAUGGAGAACACUGGUUCUCUAGGUGUUUAUAAUGAUCAUAAUGUUUCUUCAUCAUUCUCAACCAAGGUGGAGAAUAUUAGCUAUCUGAAAGACAAAAAUGUCCUUGUACCUUCUGCUUUAAGUGCUGCUGCUGAAGAUAUAAGCCUAACAUCCAGCCACAAAGUGACUUCUGUCAAAAGGGAAGUUCCACAAUUUGAAAGUGUAGGUACUGAAAUUAAAGCUCAAGAAGUUGAAAUUGCAAAAGAUUCUGUUGCAUAUGGUGAUGAACCAAAGGAUGCUUUGACGCUGUUAAGGGAUCCACAUACACAAGCUCUGAAUGCUGCUUACAGACUGCAAUUAGCAUCUGAGAGUGUUGAACUUGCUUCGGGCUGUCCACUUGCAGAGUUUGAAAGAUUCCUCCAUUCUGCGACCCCACUUAUUGCUCCAUUUUUAUAUGAGAAAUGUGAUAUCUGCUUGGAUAAUCAACUGUUCCAUAGUUCCCUCUGCAAACACCAAAGACCAAAUUUGUCACUUGGUGCAGUUUGGAACUGGUAUCAGAAGCCAGGAAGUUAUGGAUUGGAAGUCAAGGCAGAAACUGAAAACUCUAAAGGGUUGUUUACUGAUCCUAUAACAUUUUAUGCUUAUUUUGUUCCUUCCCUGUCAGCAGUUCAAUUGUUUGGCUAUACUUCAAUCUCCAACUGUCGAAAUACAUGUCUCAUCAACCCUAAAGUGAAGUACAAAGAGUUUGGAUUGCAAUCCCAUUCUUCUGAAACUUUGGAUAUUUCACCUCCAAAAGCAAUCAAGGAAACCCAUUUUCAGGAAGACAAAAUGGAGAAUUUCAUAUGUAAUGGAAAUGACUCUCUGAGUUUAACGUCUAUACCUUUCUUCUCUGAUGACGCUGAGCUCGUAUUUGAAUAUUUUGAAUCGGAGCAGCCACAGCAACGGAAGCCACUUUGCAAUAAAAUUGUGGACCUUGUCAAUGGUGGAACUUCCAGUCAUCCACCAUUUGGUGAUUCAUCAAUGUUAAAGGGCAUGAUGCUGCAUGAUCUUCAUCCUGCAUCUUGGUUUUCAGUGGCCUGGUAUCCCAUAUAUCGUGUUCCAGAAAGCAGUUUCCGUGCAUCAUUUCUGACUUACCACUCACUAGGAUAUUUGGUUCAAAGAUGCAUUCCAACUGAUUCUCUCAGUGACCACAUAUUUUCUGUUGUAUGUCCUGUGCUAGGAUUGCAAAGCUACAAUGCGCAGGGUGAAGUUUGGUUUGAUCCAAAAAUGCCCGUUGAAUCUUCUGCAGAAGAAUCUAAAACGUUCAAGCAUUCUGAAAUCCUUAAAGACAGACUCAAAAUUCUGGAGAAGAAUGCCUUACUUUUUUCUAGAGGCUGUGUUUGCAAAGAUCACGUCAAGGUAGUCAAUCGACACCCAGAUUAUGAGUUCUUCACAUCCCGAAAACGUUAAGGUGGCCAUUUCUCUCUCACUUUUAGUCCACUUGUAUGCGGGAACUGGAUUUGUUACACUGUAGUGUCAGAAUAUUGAAGGGGAAAGAGACUGGCCAUGACUCCUACUACUGUAUUUCUUUGUUUGUUCCCCUUGGAUAUGAUACUAUGAUAGGCUGAUAGUGUGAUUACUACAUUUUGUAGGCUAUGGAAUAUAGAAAGUAGAUGGUAGAAACUUACAGAAGAGAGAUUAAGUUGUAAUUUUCAACCACCUGAUGAAUUAGGGUUCUCUGUAUAUGAUGCAAAGAAAGAUUGUGUUUGUAUAGAAAUCCUAUUGUACACAUCAUAAUCAGAAAUUCUUUGUUGUAAAGUGUUGUUUCUUAGCUGAAUGUAUCUUUUAUAUCUCACUUC